Molecule: messenger RNA, 621 nt
Organism: Ostrea edulis (European flat oyster)
Lineage: Eukaryota; Metazoa; Mollusca; Bivalvia; Ostreida; Ostreidae
Exons: 3
Coding region: 1-621 (206 amino acids)
Source: RefSeq, a predicted model, not a curated record
AUGCUGAACCUUCUAGUCCUCGUCCGCGUCAUUGCCUGCGCUGUUGCGGGCCGUAUCUCUACAACUUACAGCACUGCUAGUAGCUACAACUCUCACCUUAGAGAAGGAACAGGAUUACGCCCAUAUUCUAAUGCGUUGAACUUUGGAGAUGGAUCUGCUGUUGCUGCUGUUGCAGCCGUUGGUGACCGACGUGCUGCCGCCUCUGCGGUAGCCACUGCGGUUGGCAGAUUUGCUAGCUUAAGAGCCAAUAUGGGUGGUGGUAUGCGCGGUGGCAUGCGCAGUGGCAUGAACGGUGGCAUAGGUCGUCACAUGGACAGUGGCAUGCGCGGUGUUAUGGGUGGUGGCAUGGGCAGUGGCAUGCACGGUGGUAACGGCGGUGGUACUGAAGGUGGUCGCAUGGGCGGUGUUAUGAGCGGUAGUAUGGGUGGUCGCAUGGGCGGUGGGAGGAAUGGUGGCAUGCGAGGUGGCAGGGUUGGUCGCAUGGGCGGUCGCAUGGGUGAUCGCAUAGGCAAUGGCAUGCGCGGUGGUAUGAACGGCGGCAUGGAUAGUGGCAUGUACGGUAGGAGGGGCAGUCGUAACGGAGGUGGAAGCGGUGGUAACAGGAGAACACGGGUGUAUUAA